GAGCACCUCUAUAUCCUUAACCCAUCUCUGGUAAUUCAAAGACCCGCAUCUCAAGUUAGCUCUCGGCCCAAUGCAACCACCACUCUCACAAUCCCACCUCAUGGAGAAUAUGGACGAUGCAUCAACUUCCUCAGGCGAGUCAGGGAUGACGCCCACGCAUACCAGCCUACUGGAACCGCCAUACGCCGACCCCGACCCACCGCCAUAUCCUGCCCCGGCUGCAGUCGCUCCUCACAAGGGAGCAACGUUCAUCAUUCGCGAUCCCGAGAGCAGCCUUGUCAUCACCCUCAAGGAUGGCAAAGUAGGCUUGGCCCCUGCGAACAAGGAGAGCGCAUGGACUUAUAACAGUGACGACGGGCUUGGUAGCCACUGGCGCUGCGUUGAGAGCAAGGAUCGCUGGCUGGGCUUCUACAAUGCAGUUUCGGGGGGGUUCCUCGGGCAUGAUAACAACAAGAAGGAGUGGCGCUUCAUAGCAAAGGCCGAGACACACAGGCAAUGGGAGUAUUUCUGUGUCCGUCAGCAUCCAGAUGGCGGCCACGAGCUGCUUGUGAAGCAUUGGGAUGGGUUUCGUGCAAUGCAAGUAGGAGGCGACAUGGGCAGGGAUCUGGUUGUUGCUGGUGAAGGACACAGCGGGACAGCAUGGGAGUUUCUUAAAGUUUGUUCUGAGAUUUGACAUUAUUUUUGAUGCGUUGUGAAAGUCUUUGGAAUUGGACACUAGUGCAGUAUACUGGUUGAUUCUCUAAUAAACCAGGGUCUACUUGUGGUCUUAGCUGUGAGGAUCGCUCGCUUUGAAGCACAGGAAUAACCAGCUGAUAAGCAGCUUUUCCG
Messenger RNA from Aspergillus candidus, 828 nucleotides. RefSeq lists its product as uncharacterized. The record is from RefSeq and is a predicted model, not a curated record. NCBI's taxonomy places the organism in Eukaryota, Fungi, Ascomycota, Eurotiomycetes, Eurotiales, Aspergillaceae. The transcript has a single exon. Bases 71 to 673 code for a protein of 200 amino acids.